AUGGCUCGUCUCUCUAGGAAUAUAAGAAAUCAAUGGAUAUACUUAUUCGUAGUUGUUAUUAUUGUGAUAUUUGGUGACGCUAAAAAGUCUAAAAUAUCCGAUGAAACUAAAAUAAGAGAUGACUUCGAUGAAAAUCUAUACCGUUCAUUCUAUACGUCCGAUAAUCGAAAAAUUUCGAUAUAUAAUAACUUUACACAACCUUUCAGUAUCUAUCUGUUCCGACGAUAUUUAUCCAGUCUUGGACAGUGGGAAAUGACACUUAACAACUAUAAUAAUGGUAGCGAUUAUAAAGAAGAAAGCCCUGAUCAUAUUUUAUGGAAAACAUUUCUCGAUCCUCAGUUUAUGGAAAAAUCAAAGAUCGGUCAAAAACUUAUUAGAGCUGUAAAACAUUUUAAGGCGAUAAACAAGAAAUCUACUGAUACUCCAUCUCGUGACGACGAUGUUAGUGCUAUCUUCUAUUUAACAGGCAAAUGGAAAAAGAAUGAUUACGGCGAUAUUGUAUUCUAUGAUGAUAAUAACGAAAUUGUCAGUGCUGUCCAUCCUCUUGCCUUUAGAAUGGUUAUGUUCGAUUCGUCAAUCGAGCAUCUUUAUAAGCCUCCAGCAAUAGAUCGUUACGAUCCUCUCAAAACAAUCCAUAUUAAAUUAACUAAAUCAAGUGAAAAGUUACGAAACGGUAUCGAAUAUUAUAAGAAAAAAUUUGAACAUCGAAGAAAUAUUCGUAACACAAAGUUAAAUGAUAUCGCGUCUGUAUCGGCAAAUCGAGUAAUUGAUGUAGAGAAAUAUAUUACACGACGAUAUGUUAGCGAAAAUGGUAAAAAAAUCUAUGUAUUAGACAACUUAUUUACUCCUGAAGAACUGGAAGGAUUACGUAAACUUGUGAAAUACAAGGAAUAUUUCUACACAUAUAUUCAUGACGACGGCAGUGACGGUGUAUCAUGGAUGGCUAUUUUCUCUGUACAAGAUUUUGCAAAUAGCAAUUUAUGGAAAAUUCAUCAGCAGGUGGUUAAUCAUGUCGGUAGUCGUGAUAUUUAUUUCCCUUAUGAUGUCUCAAGUAAUAUGAUUCGAAAUAACGUUAAUAGACGAUUGCAUAGCGAUUAUUUAUCGAUUACUGAUCAAUGGACGAUGGUAACUUAUUUAAAUCCCAAUUGGAUUGCACAAAAGGGUGAAGAAACUGCGUACUUUGAGAGUGCUGAUGAUGAUAAUAACUAUAUUACAGAGAUGCAGGAGAGGAGAAGGAUGAUGAAAAUAAGUAAUCAAGAAAAUCAAGAAAAUCAAGAAAAUCAAGAAGAUCAAGGACAAGAAGAGAAUCAUGAAGAGCUAAGUAAAGAAUAUAUGAAAGCAAUACAAGAGGAGAAAAGAGGCAGUGUCAAUAAAUUUUAUUAA
Molecule: messenger RNA, 1383 nt
Organism: Trichoplax adhaerens
Lineage: Eukaryota; Metazoa; Placozoa; Uniplacotomia; Trichoplacea; Trichoplacidae
Exons: 3
Coding region: 1-1383 (460 amino acids)
Source: RefSeq, a predicted model, not a curated record